This is a messenger RNA of Pyricularia oryzae 70-15, 1497 nucleotides long. RefSeq names its product DNA-directed RNA polymerase I and III subunit RPAC1. NCBI's taxonomy places the organism in Eukaryota, Fungi, Ascomycota, Sordariomycetes, Magnaporthales, Pyriculariaceae. The coding region runs from base 63 to 1184 and encodes 373 amino acids. Gene Ontology annotation, biological process: DNA-templated transcription. Gene Ontology annotation, cellular component: RNA polymerase III complex; RNA polymerase I complex. Gene Ontology annotation, molecular function: DNA binding; protein dimerization activity. The transcript is spliced from 2 exons. The record is from RefSeq and is a predicted model, not a curated record.
CGCGGAAAAAAAGUUCAAGAAAUCUAAUCGCGAUAUCGUCCAUUGGAGUCUUUGAAGCCGUAAUGCCUUCACAAACAAGUCUGAGCUCUGAAGAGCUGAACAGGCGAAAGCUUGUUGGUAUCAACAAGGAGACAGUUACAAAUACGAUAUCGACUGAUUAUCCUGGCGCACACUAUGGCGAGGAGCACGCCUGGGACGUGAACGAGUUUUCCCAGCAUCUCAACAUACAAUUCCACCAGAAUGACCCCAGCCUAGCGUCAUUCAGUCUAAUCGGCGUCGACGCCUCCAUCGCAAAUGCCUUCCGCCGUAUCAUGAUCGCCGAGAUCCCCUCCCUCGCCAUCGAGCGAGUUUUCAUAACCAACAACACCUCUGUAAUACAGGAUGAGGUGCUCGCCCAACGCCUGGGUCUCGUCCCACUCAAGGGAUCCAAGGAGGGCCUGCGCAAGUUCAUGAAGCCCUUCAAGAGGACCGAGACGGGCGGCUUCGACAACUCGUUCGACUUCAACACAGUGAACCUCCGGCUCAACGUCAAGUGCACCCGGAACCCCGACGCGAAGCCGGGUGAGAAUGACCCGAACAAGGCCUACAUCAAGCCCAACGUCUACGCCAGCGACAUCGAGUUCGUGCCCGCCGGCCAGCAGACCGACUACUUUUCGGGCGACGGCGCCAUAGUGCCCGUGAACCCGGACAUCCUGAUCGCCAAGCUGCGGCCGGGCCAGGGCAUCGACCUCGAGAUGCACGCCCACAUCGGCUACGGCUGGGACCACGCAAAGUUCUCGCCCGUCUGCACUGCCUCGUAUCGCCUCAUGCCCAUCAUCGACAUCGUCAAGCCCAUCGUCGGCGCCGACGCCGAAAAGUUCCGCGACUGCUUCCCCGACGGCGUCAUCAGGCUGCAGCCCGUCACCGCCGCCGAGGCCAAGGAGAAGGGCAGCGGCUACGAGGGCCACAAGGGCGAGAUGAAGGCCGUCGUCAACGACCCCAUGCGCGACACCGUCAGUAGGGAGUGCCUGCGACAUGCCGAGUUCGAGGGCAAGGUCAAGUUGGGCCGCAGGCGGGACCAUUUCAUUUUCUCGAUUGAGAGCGCCGGGCAGUGGGAUAGUGAUGAGCUCUUCCUGGCUUCCAUCGCGGAGCUCAAGUCCAAGUGCAAGAAGCUAGAGGAGCAGGUUCUUAACAUGGUUAGGUGAAUGAAAGCAUAUUAUCGGCUGUUUCUUGUCAAUACUUGUACGUUUCAUCUUCAGGGGCUGCUAAAGAAAACGUUGCUCAUCUGGCAUUUUCCGAUCUCUUGUGCGGAUUCCGGUUUUGUUUUUACAUAGAUUUUUCAUUGGGCACGGCGUCUAGGCAAGGUUUGGUACUGAAGAAAAAAAACAUUAUAUCCACCAACAAAAUGUUUUUUGUCUAUGCUUUAAGAGGACAUAUCAGAUUCGAUUCGGCCCAAUCCGAGAAAACAUCGCUUCCAAGUAUGCAUCAAAUUCAAAAAGGUUGACUGGACAAGCUUAC